CAUCCUCAACAACAUCCAGUCACACUUGCCUGGCUCCGGCCUCCAAUUCUUCCUUAAGAGCUCCUAGCCGAGGGUUGACGAGGCUCAAUUGGCCUCACGUCCUCUCCAUCCAACCAGCUCCAAUGGCUCUCUGUGGGCGGCUGGCGCGCCGCACGCCGAACCUCCUUCGCCAAUGUCGCGCGGGUGCUUCGCCCAUUUCCUCGCGCACCUUCACUCAGGCCGCUGCCUCCCCUCUGCUGUCGCUGAGGAAAGGCCAGACCCCCCGGUCUUCGUACCAGCAGCUGCGCACUUUCACCCGUGUCCAGGCCUCCCGUAACGAGAGCACCGAAGCUCCCAAUGCGCAGGCCUACCUCAACUCGGGCGCGAUUGCUGGCGGAAGGGAUCUGGUGAAUGUGUCCAAGGUACUGGUCAUUGGUUCUGGUGGCCUCAGCAUUGGACAGGCCGGUGAAUUCGAUUACUCGGGCUCUCAAGCGCUCAAGGCCUUGAAGGAGGCCGGCGUGAAAUCGGUUCUCAUCAACCCCAACAUUGCGACCAUUCAAACGUCUCACGUGCUUGCGGACGAGGUUUACUACCUCCCUGUUACUCCGGAAUAUGUCCAAUACGUUAUCGAGAAGGAGAGGCCUGACGGUAUCUUCCUCAGCUUCGGCGGCCAAACCGCCCUGAACCUGGGUGUUAAGAUGAACAAGAUGGGCAUUUUUGAGCGUUACGGCGUCAAGGUUCUGGGAACCAGCGUCAAGACCUUGGAGACUUCUGAGGACCGUGACCUUUUCGCUAAGGCUCUCGGUGAGAUCAACAUUCCCAUUGCCGAGUCGACUGCUGUCGAGACCAUCGACCAGGCUCUGGAGGCUGCUGACAAGGUCGGAUACCCCAUCAUUGUGCGUGCUGCGUACGCUCUGGGUGGUCUUGGUUCUGGCUUUGCCAACAACCCGGAGGAGUUGAGGAACUUGGCUGCCAGGUCGUUGACUCUGUCCCCGCAAAUUCUGGUUGAGAAGUCUCUCAAGGGCUGGAAGGAGGCCGAGUAUGAGGUCGUCCGCGAUGCUAGCGACAACUGCAUCACUGUCUGCAACAUGGAGAACUUCGACCCGCUCGGUGUUCACACUGGUGACAGUAUUGUCGUCUCCCCGUCUCAGACUUUCAGUGACGAGGAGUACCACAUGCUCCGGUCUGCUUCUAUCAAGAUUGUCCGUCACUUAGGUGUCGUGGGUGAAUGCAACGUUCAGUACGCUCUGCAGCCUGAUGGCCUUGACUACAGGGUCAUUGAGGUCAAUGCCCGUCUGUCUCGUUCUUCUGCCCUUGCUUCCAAGGCUACUGGUUACCCACUUGCCUACACCGCUGCUAAGAUUGGUCUGGGCCACACUCUUCCGGAGCUUCCCAACGCUGUUACCAAGACUACCACUGCCAACUUCGAACCCUCUCUGGACUACAUUGUCACCAAGAUGCCUCGUUGGGACUUGAGCAAGUUCCAAAACGUCAAGCGUGACAUCGGCUCUUCCAUGAAGUCGGUUGGUGAGGUCAUGGCCAUUGGCCGUACUUUUGAGGAAUCGUUCCAAAAGGCCUGUCGCCAGGUCGACCCCAAGUUCCUGGGCUUCCAGGGUGACAAGUUUGACAACCUUGACGACGCGCUGGCAAACCCCACCGACAGGAGGUGGCUCGCUGUCGGUCAGGCCAUGUUCCACGAGGGCUACACCGUCGACAGGAUCCACGAGCUUAGCAAGAUUGACAAGUGGUUUUUGUACAAGCUCAAGAACAUUGUUGACUGCCAGAACGAGCUCAAGGAGAUUGGCAGUCUUUUCGGCUUGAAGAAGGAGAUUGUCUCCAAGGCCAAGAAGCUGGGUUUCUCUGACAAGCAGAUUGCGCUCGCUGUCAACAGCACCGAGGACGAGGUCCGUGCCCGCAGAAAGGGCUUUGGUGUCACUCCCUUUGUUAAGAGGAUCGACACCCUGGCUGCCGAGUUCCCUGCUGACACCAACUACCUCUACACCACUUACAAUGCUUCUUCCCACGAUGUUGAGUUCAAUGAUCACGGUGUUGUCGUUCUUGGCAGCGGUGUUUACCGUAUCGGCUCUUCCGUCGAGUUUGACUGGUCUGCGGUCAUGGCUACUCAGGCCCUGAACAGGCUCGGCAAGAAGACCGUCAUGAUCAACUACAACCCCGAGACCUACUCCACUGACUUCGACGUUGCCGACAAGCUCUACUUCGAAGAGCUCAGCUACGAGCGUGUCAUGGAUAUCUACGAGCUCGAGACUGCUUCUGGCGUUGUUGUCUCUGUCGGUGGCCAGCUGGCUCAGAACAUUGCUCUCAAGCUCCAGGAGACCGGCAAGGCUAAGGUUCUUGGUACCGACCCGCUCGACAUUGACAAGGCCGAGGACAGGCACAAGUUCUCUCAAAUCCUUGACUCCAUUGGUGUUGACCAGCCGGCUUGGAAGGAGCUGAGCUCCUACGAGGAUGCUAAGAAGUUUGCUACGAGUGUUGGAUAUCCUGUCCUUGUUCGUCCCUCAUAUGUCCUCUCUGGUGCCGCCAUGACUGUCAUCCACAGCGAGGAGCAGCUCGAAGAGAAGCUGCUUGCUGCCAGCAGCGUUUCUCCCGAUCACCCCGUCGUUAUCACCCAGUACAUCGAGGGCGCUCAGGAGAUUGACGUUGACGCUGUUGCAUCUAACGGCAAGGUCCUCGUCCACGCCGUCUCAGAACACGUCGAGAAUGCCGGUGUCCACUCUGGUGAUGCUACUCUUGUCCUUCCUCCUGUCAACCAGGACGAGUCUACCCUCCAGCGUUGCAAGGAGAUCGCCGAUAAGGUUGCCAAGGCUUGGAACAUCACUGGUCCCUUCAACAUGCAAAUCAUUAAGGCUGAGGACCCCGCCGGCGGUGAGCCUGCUCUGAAGGUCAUUGAGUGCAACCUUCGUGCUUCCCGUUCUUUCCCCUUCGUCAGCAAGGUCCUCGGUACCAACUUCAUUGAUGUUGCCACCAAAGCUCUUCUUGAUAAGGAGGUUCCCGAGCCUGUUGACCUCAUGGCUAAGAAGCGUGACUACGUCGCCACCAAGGUUCCUCAGUUCUCGUGGACUCGUCUUGCCGGUGCUGAUCCCUACCUUGGCGUCGAGAUGUCCUCGACUGGUGAGAUGGCCUGCUUCGGUAAGGAUUUGGUUGAGGCCUACUGGACCUCGGUGCAGUCUAUGAUGAACUUCCGCGUUCCCGAGCCCGGUGAGGGUCUGCUGUUCGGUGGUGAUGUCACCAAGAGUGAGCUUGCUGCCAUUGUUGAUUACAUGAACCCCUUGGGUUACAAGCUGUACGCGGCCAACAAGGAGGUCAAGAACCACCUCGAGAAGGCCAGCAAGGACAACUCCGUCAAGGUCGAGGUCAUUGAAUUCCCCAAGGAGGACAAGCGUGCUCUGCGCGAGGUCUUCGAGAAGUAUGAUAUCCGCGGCGUCUUCAACCUUGCUAAGCAGCGGGCGAGCAGCCUCGUCGAUGAGGACUACGUCAUGCGCCGCAACGCGGUCGACUUCGGUGUUCCGCUCUUCAUGGAGCCUAAGACCGCGCUCCUGUUCGCUCAGUGCGUUAGCGAGAAGCUUCCUCGCAAGGAGGGCAUCCCGACCGAGGUUCGCAAAUGGAGCGAAUUCGUCGGAAACAAGUUGUUGUAAGCUACCAUCACGAAACUCAAGAGGGCACACGUUAUAAAGGCGGGAGAUGUGAUGUCAAACAAACAAAAACUGGCGUAUUCUGCUUUAUGGGUUCUUUGAUUAUCUGUAUUACUUUCGGGUCUGGAGAGGGAAAUGAGGGAUAGAGGGGAGGGAUAUCCUUGCUGGUUGGGGUGCGUGAGCCCGUGUAGAUAGAUGGGCUUGACGGGGAAAAUUGGGGUAAGUAGGAUAAUAUACCACUGUUAGGUUGUACGUUUAGUCGUUCUAGGCGAGUCCAGUACAGUUUCUUUUAUGGAUUUAGGUUAUGAAUCUCCUCUCAUCUUACCAUUUCUCACUCAGUCUGAUUCUCC
Aplosporella prunicola CBS 121167 is the source of this 3979-nucleotide messenger RNA. RefSeq lists its product as uncharacterized. Gene Ontology annotation, molecular function: metal ion binding; dihydroorotase activity; ATP binding. The transcript is spliced from 3 exons. The record is from RefSeq and is a predicted model, not a curated record. NCBI's taxonomy places the organism in Eukaryota, Fungi, Ascomycota, Dothideomycetes, Botryosphaeriales, Aplosporellaceae. Bases 123 to 3632 code for a protein of 1169 amino acids. Gene Ontology annotation, cellular component: cytosol; cytoplasm. Gene Ontology annotation, biological process: L-citrulline biosynthetic process; 'de novo' pyrimidine nucleobase biosynthetic process; UTP biosynthetic process.